UGUCCGCCCUGAUCCGCGGCCGCUGUGGAAGGGGCGGAGCCGCAGCGGAGGGCGCUCCGCUUUGACGUCACUUCCUGUGAGCCCGGCGGUGACAACGGCAACAUGGCCCUGAACGGAGCUGAAGUCGACGACUUCUCCUGGGAGCCCCCGACUGAGGCGGAGACGAAGGUGCUGCAGGCGCGACGGGAGCGGCAAGAUCGCAUCUCCCGGCUCAUGGGAGAUUAUCUGCUGCGCGGUUACCGCAUGCUGGGCGAGACGUGUGCGGACUGCGGGACGAUCCUCCUCCAAGACAAACAGCGGAAAAUCUACUGCGUGGCUUGUCAGGAACUCGACUCAGACGUGGAUAAAGAUAACCCCGCUCUGAAUGCCCAGGCUGCCCUCUCCCAAGCUCGGGAGCACCAGCUGGCCUCAGCCUCAGAGCUCCCCUUGGGCUCUCGACCUGCAUCCCAGCCCCCAGUACCUCGUCCGGAGCACUGUGAGGGAGCUGCAGCAGGACUCAAGGCAGCCCAGGGGCCACCUGCUCCUGCUGUACCUCCAAAUACAGAUGUCAUGGCCUGCACACAGACAGCACUCUUGCAGAAGCUGACCUGGGCCUCUGCUGAACUGGGCUCUAGCACCUCCCUGGAGACUAGCAUCCAGCUGUGUGGCCUUAUCCGCGCAUGUGCGGAGGCGCUGCGCAGCCUGCAGCAGCUGCAGCACUAAGAGAAGCCCCUGAGAAAAACCCUCUAGAAAAACA
This is a messenger RNA of Pongo pygmaeus (Bornean orangutan), 736 nucleotides long. It is a transcript of the gene ZNRD2, whose product is annotated as zinc ribbon domain containing 2. The record is from RefSeq and is a predicted model, not a curated record. NCBI's taxonomy places the organism in Eukaryota, Metazoa, Chordata, Mammalia, Primates, Hominidae. Bases 103 to 702 code for a protein of 199 amino acids. The transcript has 4 exons.